AUGCCCUUCCUCCUCAGCAAACGUCUCCGCUCCGACGACCACGACGCCGUCAAUAAACACACCGUCUCCGCCGCCGCCGCAAUUGGAGGUGGAUUCUGGGCUAUUCCUGCGUGGCUUAACUUUGGGCAAGUCUGUAGCUUCGCAGCGGCGGCCCGGCCGGAUAUGGUGGUCUUGCAGCACAGCAGGCUUCGUUUUCCGAGAGAUUUUUUUAGCAGCAGCCCAUGGGGGAGGCCCGGAGGCAUCGGCGACUCGGCGGCUAGGGUUGGGAAUUACCUCCUGAUAGCUCAGGACACUGUGUGGCCCAUGAUAUCUAGUUCGAGUCCUUCCUCUGUUGGUUCAGUGGCUUCCUAG
Rhododendron vialii is the source of this 351-nucleotide messenger RNA. RefSeq names its product transcription factor TCP7-like. The coding region runs from base 1 to 351 and encodes 116 amino acids. The transcript has a single exon. Lineage: Eukaryota; Viridiplantae; Streptophyta; Magnoliopsida; Ericales; Ericaceae. The record is from RefSeq and is a predicted model, not a curated record.